Messenger RNA from Desarmillaria tabescens, 1050 nucleotides. RefSeq lists its product as uncharacterized. The annotation marks the transcript as partial. Lineage: Eukaryota; Fungi; Basidiomycota; Agaricomycetes; Agaricales; Physalacriaceae. The transcript is spliced from 5 exons. The record is from RefSeq and is a predicted model, not a curated record.
UCUUGACUGCCAACCGCUAUCUUGGGAUAUCACUACCGCCAAUGCCUGAUCCAUAGCAUUCGCUCUUUUUUUCUAUGACAAUGGUCUCUGUUACUCGACUGCGGUACUGUAUAAGUAUCUUGGACUGGCGUUCCUUGGAAUCCUUGCUCUGGCUAGCCUUGUGUCUCCUCGCUCCUUGUUGACCAAGUCCAUCAUCACUUGUUGAUCAAGUUCGUUUGUUAUCAUGCCUGACGCUUCAUCUAAGACGUUAUUCUUUUUCUUUCUCUUUCUGGUGCCAGUCCGCGGCGCACCUGCCCCUCAGGCAACAGAUAUCGGCUCCUUUGACUCUUUGCUCCGGGAGAUAUCUUCUUCACUAUUCACAGACACUGCUACUUCUCUCGGUACUUUUACAGAUGCAGCAUCUACUAGCAGCGGAGACUCAGCUUCGGCAACGGAAACUUAUGUGACCCGGGUAUCACUUGUCGGGGGUUCAGAAAUCACCUUGGCACCAGGCGGGGCUACUGGAGAUACGACUGUCUUAGGGUCUUCGACAUAUACCCUUGCUGCUCCGUCAUCUAGUGAUUCCUCGUCAUCCUCUACCAUCAGCGACUCUACUACGUCACCGGACUCGUCUUCGACACAAUCAAGUAGUAUUGACUCCGUUUCCUCGUCCUCAAGUAGCACGUCUUCCACAAGUAGUUCAACGAGCAGCUCUCCAUCACCGACCAGCACGAGCUCCUCAUCCUCUUCCAGCAGUACCAGUACAAAUAAGCCUUCAUCCUCAACCAGUAGCACAUCCUCGUCAUCGUCAAGUGGGACAUCUUCCACUAGUUCAAGUACAACUUCGCCGCCUUCUGAUGCCGGUAUCUCCCUUCGUCCCUUUGAGAUGCCGCCUACUGCUGGUUUCGUCACAGUAUUGCUAGGGCUAUUAUUUGGCGCAUGGAUAUGUUGAGUGAAGUAUUGGGUACUGUGAUGUUAUAUUUAUUUUGGUCGUUAAAUUUAUGUCAAGAGAGCUUGUAAGCUUGUUGUAUUCAUCGUAUAGAAUUAGAUGUCCCUUUUUCGUUCCGUAAA